AUGGUGGAAGAGGAGAAGAUCGCGAUCGUUCCUGACAAGAAGGUUUUUCAUCAUAUUGGUCUUCAAACUAAACUGCUCAAGUUACUGUUUGAUUUCCAACCGUUCUGGUUACGACUUGGACUCGAAACAGUAUUCGGGCUCACCAUUGAUGUUCCAUCGAAGGAAAGUUUUCGAGCCGUAAUGGUGGCGUUCAUUGCACAACGUCUUUUCAAGGAUCCGGUUAUAAUGAACAAUCGCAAAUAUGUACAAGGACGUACGAAAACGAUAAUCACGGAAGCAGGCGAGAAGAUGCUACUUAAGCAUUUCAUCACGAAGUUUCUACAGUUUGUGUUCAUCGUUGAAGAGGCACGC
Anisakis simplex (herring worm) is the source of this 351-nucleotide messenger RNA. The record is from the annotation of a GenBank genome assembly. Lineage: Eukaryota; Metazoa; Nematoda; Chromadorea; Rhabditida; Anisakidae.